UGGACCCAUGAUUCGAAUCAUGUCCGUUUGAAGUUUAAUCGAGAAUGUUAUUGCCAAAUUGGUCAUUGUUCAUUGUGAUGAUUAUCAUAUCAAUGAUGACAAUCAAAAUUCGAAUGGAUGAUCAAAUCACAACUCAUCAAAUGACGACUGAUCAAAUGACGACGGCUGCAGCGCAGCAAACAGAUGAAAUUUGUGAAAGUUUAAAGAAAAAAAAUGGCACCAAAUUGAAUAUACUGGUAGUUGGAAGAACAUCAGAACGAUUAUUGUUAAUAACUGGUGAUUUCUAUGUUUAUGAUGUAGCAAUGGAUUCCAUGGAUUCGGCCAUUGCUAAAUUAUAUCUGCGCAGCAAACCAAAACCAUUGAAGGAUAAAUACCCCGGUCUUUACGGUAGUCCUUACUUUAACAGUGUCAAAGAUUAUAUAUUCAAUGCAUGGAUCAUGAAAGACGAGGAAGGCGAUUGGAUUUGUAUUACCACCAGAGCCAGAAAUCAUAGAGAUGGUGUUAGUUAUCUUAUCAACAACGAUGAAGCAGUCAAGGGAUGGAUUUAUUAUGACCAAGCAACAGAAGUAUUGAUCUCGCAAAACCAACAGUGCCGAUAUUAUUCAUUACGACAUGAUCGUCACAAUAAUCUUAUAAUUGGUCUUUACCAAUGUGAUCAAGGAAAUAGCCGUGUACGUCAUCGUCCACAUAUUGGACUGGUUACCAAUGACUUUGCCGCAAUCUGUUUGGAUGAAACCAAUACAAAGAUUACCAUGCAAAUGGGCGCUUGUCGUCCGGGAAUGGCAGUACAGUGGCCAGUGUUGAAAGGUUUUGUGAGCGCAGGAAAAUUUUAUUUAUUCGGAGAAUAUUAUAUCUACAUUUUCGAUGAAAGUGUUUAUCUUCAACAAGGACAACCCUUUCCAAUUGAAAAACAUAGUUAUGAUUCAUUUUUCAAUUGUCCCGGGAUUAUUCCGCCAAGUUCUCUUUCCAAAUCCUAUUUUUAUUGGAUUAUUGCUGCAAUCAUAUUGUUAUUGUUGAUAUUGUUGAUGAUACUAUGGUUUAUAUUGGUCAAUCGUCGUCGUCGUCUACGAAUCAAAUCAUCAUCAUUGGCACAAGGCAAAACGGGCCGGUCCGAUUUAUAUGGACGAAGCUUGAGCAAAUUGAAUGCAUCGAAAAUGUCGACUAAUAUGAUGGUGACCGCCAGAAGUAGAAGUAUGACUUCAAGAAUGAAUCUAUCCAGUCUGAAGCAUACCACCACCCAUGGGGGGUCCCACGCAGCAUUUUCCGGUGGAUCAGUUAAUGUAACCGGCCGUACUGGUAUUGAGGCAGAUUUCAAUCCAGCCAGUCCCAAUCGAUUGAAACGCUUAACAACACGAAUACAAAGCGGCAGUCGCGGUGUUGGUGGAUCGACAAUGAAAAUGUAAAUCCAAAUUUGUAAAGCAUACUUGGUGAUUGCACCCUGAUGACCAUGUGAUGAUGAUGAAUUAUUUAAUAUUAAUAAAAUCUUGACAUUUGAUUCAUUUGA
Dermatophagoides pteronyssinus (European house dust mite) is the source of this 1504-nucleotide messenger RNA. RefSeq lists its product as uncharacterized. The record is from RefSeq and is a predicted model, not a curated record. Lineage: Eukaryota; Metazoa; Arthropoda; Arachnida; Sarcoptiformes; Pyroglyphidae.